GCCGCCAGCAAGUCAAAUUUCAUCAGCCGGGUCGCCUUACACUCGCUCAGCCUUGAUAAAGUGGCCAGCAGAGACGUCUUGUCGAGCAUGAGUAUCGGUGCUGACUCGCGCGCUGGAGUUGAUACAUAGGCGCUGCUGAUGGAAGUUACACUGGCACCCUAGGCCUGUCUCUCGCUGUCUGUCUGCCUGUCAGCUGGCAACUCGCAAGCCACCUGUGAAUAACAACCUCUUUUUCUUUACUUUCAACACGAACUGUGAGACUCUUCACUGUGAUCUGUUAUCAAUAAAGAUCACCUGUCUGUGACGCGCGGAGAGGGAGAAGAUUUACACCAGGCGCGAUAAGGAAGCCUUGUUAUUUCUCCCUGUGUGGCCUCAAGACAAGGCUCACCUACUACCAAGCCGCCCAGAAAUCCUGCUAGAGUGAAAGAAAGUGAGUGAUUGAGAGAGCCAGCAUUCACUUCACUUGCAGCUAUCGGCCUGGAGCAAUGGUGGCCUCGUUCUCUCCUCACCGUGAUGCUGGAGGCACCCUGCACCUCUCCUCCAGCAGCUUCCAUGCCACACACAAGAACUCGGCCCUGAGUCAACUUCGACGCUCGCUAUCGAGGAGUCCGUCCAAGACAACCGACUUCAGGUUGCUCUCUCCAUCUACGUUCAACUCGCCGGCAACCAGGCACCCAAACUUCACUUCGUCCAACCUCUCACCUUCUAAACAGACCUCCCACGGCAAGAUUCUUUUCGUUCCUAACCCAAACACUCCGUCUCCGGUGGCUAUCCCGUUCCCUCCCAGUGCAAAAAUCCAUCGUCCUCCUAUGCGCCGGAGUCGUUUCAUGCAUUCUUCCAAGACUAGUAGCUCCUCCAGUUCAGCCAAACGGGUCCUGGGUGAGUCUAGAGAUAACGGAAACUCGGCGGCUUCUCCAGAACUUCCCACCAUCGACACCAUGGAUGAAAAGGUCUCUACCACGCCGCCGAGCCCAGUGCUCUUCAGAGGCGGCCAGGAGAGCCCCCUCAUUCUAUCCUCUCCCAUCGAGCAACAUUCAGAAGAUACCUCUACCGCCGGACGGGAAAAACGUCGAAGUGGGAAUAUGGAGUCAACGACACCACUCUCCUCUAGCCCCUUAAAACGGGCAGAUGUCAACAUGACGAUGGAUUCCCUCGGUGCUGAGAGUCCCUCCGCCAAGCGUAGAAGCUUGCAUGGUGUCAGCUUUGGUGCCGACUUUGACGUCUUCGAGUCCAGCUACUCAGCAGUCAAUUCUCCCCUAAACAACUCGAACCCAAAGGAACCUCGGCUUCAACCACCGGGCCACUACUUUUCCACCAUACCAAAGCGUUCUUCCUCGUUGAGGCGAUCUACCAUCCAGCAACGACAUCCGGAGCGGUCUCUCUUUGUUCGGAAGAUAAGCGCGGAUAAUGAUGGAUCGUUUCAGCUACAGAACAAGAAUCGCAUGACAAUCGACAAUUCGACUUUUCUUCCCCUCAAUGGACCAGACUCUUCUCCAUCUCCGAAUCCAUCUACGUCUCUUUUCACAGCUCCUUCAUCAUCUACUUUCCACCCUCCUACCCAUCCUCUCUCUCGCACUAUUACGCAAUCCUCAUCCAGCUCAAGCGUCGGGGAUGACUCUCCCACCAACAGAGCUCUAAGCUCAAAUAUCUCGGAAGCCAAACCCAUCCUUAACUUUUCCAAGUCUCUUCCAAUUGGUGCUGUAGCACCAAGGGCUCCCAGUCUUCUGCGACAGGAAUCUUCCAAUGCCUCUGCUUCUCCCUUUUCCACACCGGAAAACUACAAGCUUGUGAAACCAUUGCCUGCGGCUUUCAUGUCCACCGGUCUGAUUUCGAAGAAGAACAAGAAUGUUUCGGACUUCCGUAACAGCUCGACUAUGAGCCACAACAUGCCCGAGACUCCUUGCAAGCGUGCAUCAAAUGUACUUUUUGGACCCAAGCCUCUGCACCAAGCCAACAGCGCAAAAUUUCUUCCUUACCACAAGUCUUCCAGCUCCUUCGAGACUCCCUUCACUCAUCGUGUCAAGGCUCCCUCUUCCCGCGUCGUUUCAACUUGCUCUCGCCGUGGGAGCCUGGCUAGUAUCGAUGGUGAUAUUAGCUCUAUUCCACGGUCACCAUCAGCCCCGUUUGAUAGCCAAUGUGCCAUAGACUCAGAUCUUCCUCCCACACCCACCAGGCGAGGCCUCUUCCCUCAACACGUCUCCAACUCCGCCCCAUUCCAAGUCCAAGCUGCAAGCCAACCCAACUUCGAUGCCAACAGAGGCGAAUCUGGUUUAUUUUCGAGCCCGUUCUACUGUAAAACGCCAGAGACCGGGCCUCCUAGAACACCACGGGAUCAUACUUUGACUCCCGAUGCCAGUAGUCUUUCGAUCACAGCUCCUGAUGACCACACCUUCAGUCUUGUAGAGGCAAAUGCCUCAGCUCUACCCGCAACUCCCACUGCUCCCCGUGAAUCGUUUCCAAAUCUCGGGAAACGAACUAGCUUCCCUCUUGGCGGCUAUAAUUCCCCUGAUAUUGACCCGUGCCUAAACUCACGCUUUGACAAAGUGGAGCUCAUUGGUACGGGUGAAUUUUCCCUCGUCUACUCAGUCUCAGAGCGUGUUUCUCCACCAUCAAGUCAACUCUUCCAGUCUCAGACGCCUCUCUCAUCUAACUCGACCCCUACCAACACCGGCAGCCGAAAGUUAUGGGCUGUCAAGAAAUCAAAACAGCCAUAUGCUGGAUCCAAGGACCGAGAAAGACGAAAUAAUGAAGUCGUCGCUCUCAAGGCACUCCAUGGCUCUGAUCAUAUAAUCAGCUAUAUUGAUAGCUGGGAGGAUAAAGGAUACCUCUAUAUCCAGACCGAGUUCUGCGAGGAAGGUAGUCUUGAUGUAUUUCUCUCUCAGGUAGGCCUAAAAGCUAGGCUUGACGACUUUAGGAUAUGGAAGAUCCUACUAGAAUUGGCACAUGGCCUGAAACAUAUUCACGAUACAGGUUUUAUUCACUUGGAUUUGAAACCAGCAAAUAUUCUCAUCACCUUCGAAGGGGUACUGAAGAUUGCAGACUUUGGCCUUGCUACUCGUUGGCCUGCUGCUGCUGGAAUCGAGGGUGAAGGGGACAGAGAGUAUAUUGGGCCAGAAGUACUGAUGGGCCGAUACGACAAGCCUGCAGAUAUUUUCGCUCUCGGAUUGAUCAUGUUUGAAAUUGCAGGCAAUGUUGAACUCCCAGAUAAUGGAGUCUCGUGGCAGAAGCUCCGAAACGGGGACAUGAGUGAUGUUCCAAGCCUGACUUGGAGCGGAGAAAGCAGCAACAUCCUCCGUGAUGCUUCGGGCAAUCCAUUAGUUGAAUCUUCGAUUGGAAACCUGUCUUCAUUUGACGAUUUCGACAAAGACUGCCCCUCAGAGGAUAUCUCUUCCAACUACUUCCGACCGGCUCAGCCAAAGGGCACCCCUAGUGCCCGCAGUGGGGAACUUGCAGAGCCACCAGCGUUUAUGGUUGAUGCAGAUAACGACCAAGCUCUUGAUAAACUAGUUGGAUGGAUGAUAUCCCCUAACCCUCCAGACCGUCCUGUGGCUGACGAAAUUCUUCAGUCCUUUGGGGUGCAAUGGGCCGAACAGAGACGUCGAGCGGGCGCCACGAUCUUCGAAGGGAACUGGGGACCGGCUGACGAGGUACUUAACGAGGACGCCGAAAUGAUGGACGUCUAAAUAUGAUGGAAACAGACACCUCCGUCACUUUCAUACUGAAAACCAAUAAUUCCAACGGUUUCUUUUAUUCUUUUUUUGUGUUUCCUUUUUUUCCGACAAUUCUUCGCACCAGUUGUGCGAUGAGAAAGCCAGGGGUUACCAACGGGGACAAAUACGGGAAAGGCGUUUUACUUUGGGCAAGGCAAGGCAAAGCCAGGAGUUCUCCCUACUUUUUUUCAAAUAUUUGGUUUGUUGACCAUCCAUCUCCUUUGUAAAGGGAUUCAUAUUUUUCUUAUUAUCCUUUUCCUUUUGCUUUUUCCUUUGUCGCACCUUUCUUUUGUGUUAUACCUAUUUAUCUUACCAGUGAUGUCAAUCUGGAAAGCGUCUGAAAGUACCCGCACUGCAUAGCAGCAUGAUAUUCUGAGUUAUGAUGGAUGGUUUUGUUUUAAUAACAAUGUAUACUACAGAUAAACUAGCUUGCGAUAUUUUAGAGAUGGUACUUUUACCUGUUACAGUAAUAAUAUUUUUUUUUUCCUUCACUGUUCUAUUGUCUCUAAUGAUUUUUUUUAUUCUACGUUCUCUUGUGCAAGCGCUGUUACUUGGAUGUUUAGAUACCCCUGGGGAUCUUCAGUGAUAGUCCUCUUGUCAGGCUAUCAGCCCACGAAGGCUUUAAUUCGACCCCUGACCCCGGCCUGCACGGAGAACUUGUUGUAUUAAGUAUAUCCCUCAUCUCGUCUGCAGAAUCAGCCGCGGCAAAUAGUGAUGCAAAUUGACGUCAGUAUACAACGGUUUGAUAUAUAUUAUCCAUACUCGGUCCUCUCCUACAGCCGGCUCUACCAAUACGCACAUCAAUACCAGACCUUAUAAACUGGAUACGGGCAUCAUCCAACAAUCCCAUCCCCCCAUCAUUUUGUUCCCAUGUCUGUCCAUCUCAGGCGGUCAAAGGGCAAACACGAUCCUUCGAGUUAUAUCCUUCCAAAACGUACCGUGUUUUGGCACAACGGGACUCCACUUGCAGGCACAGAGCAAUCUGCUUUGCUCCCCUUGGAGCCUUGGUCUCCGCCCUCUGUCUUGCUCGGUGAAGGUCCGCUCAGCUCAGCAACUCCAUGGGGUCGAUGGUUUGGGCGGCUCCAAAGCCUAUUAGCCUCAGCAGCGGGAAUUUCUUUCUUCCAGC
Messenger RNA from Trichophyton rubrum CBS 118892, 4836 nucleotides. RefSeq names its product WEE/WEE-UNCLASSIFIED protein kinase. The coding region runs from base 486 to 3683 and encodes 1065 amino acids. Gene Ontology annotation, biological process: protein phosphorylation. The transcript is spliced from 3 exons. The record is from RefSeq and is a predicted model, not a curated record. Lineage: Eukaryota; Fungi; Ascomycota; Eurotiomycetes; Onygenales; Arthrodermataceae. Gene Ontology annotation, molecular function: protein kinase activity; ATP binding.